Messenger RNA from Abrus precatorius (Indian licorice), 1725 nucleotides. RefSeq names its product protein NDL1. The transcript is spliced from 11 exons. The record is from RefSeq and is a predicted model, not a curated record. Bases 536 to 1417 code for a protein of 293 amino acids. NCBI's taxonomy places the organism in Eukaryota, Viridiplantae, Streptophyta, Magnoliopsida, Fabales, Fabaceae.
UGGGGAUUGGGGGGAGGGGGUUCAAGAUUUAAUCUUUUUUUGCUUUUUCUUUGGGGAAUGGAUCAAUUUCAAGUGUUUCUCAAUUGGGUCUUUUUCGGUGUUUAAUGGGUACAAGUUUUUUGUUUUCCUCUUUUGGCUUUUGUUGCCAUCGUCUCUUUCACAAGAUUGCAUUAAUUAUGCUGCAUUUUUAGUGUCUUGCACAACGGAGAAUUCGAUUGGGGAGUAUUUUGCUGUUGGGAUCUUUGUGGAAAAUAGACCCAAAAAAAAACUCUUUUUUUACUCUGAAAAUUCCAUGCCUAUUUUCUUUUCUUUCUUUAUUUUCUUUCUUGGAAUGUAUUGUAUGUCUUAUUUUCUGAAGAUUUGAACACGUAAAAUAGCGGAUCUGCGCAUUCCUUAUUUGCCAAGUAUUCUUUUACGCUUCCACCGUCCAUUUGAGCAUCAUAUUCGAACUGGCUGUGGUUCUGUGUCUGUCAUAGUGUACGGGGAUCAUGAGAAACCAGCUCUGAUCACUUAUCCAGAUUUAGCACUAAAUUAUAUGUCAUGUUUCCAAGGAUUAUUUUUUUGUCCAGAGGCAGCUUCUUUACUGCUUCACAACUUUUGCAUAUAUCAUAUCAGUCCUCCUGGACAUGAGUUGGGAGCAGCUGCAAUUUGUCCUGAUGAUCCUGCUCCUUCUGUGGAAGACUUAGCAGAUCAAAUAAUUGAGGUCCUCAACUAUUUUGGGCUUGGUGCAGUGAUGUGUAUGGGAGUGACAGCUGGUGCUUAUAUCCUUACUCUUUUUGCUAUGAAAUAUAGGGAGCGUGUUCUUGGUUUAAUACUUGUAUCUCCCUUAUGCAAAGCACCUUCUUGGACGGAAUGGUUUUACAACAAGGUGAUGUCAAAUUUGUUAUAUUUCUAUGGCAUGUGUGGAUUGCUGAAGGAGUGUUUGCUUCAGAGAUACUUCAGCACGGAAGUCCGUGGCAAUGUUGAGGUUCCAGAAUCAGAGAUAGUUCAAGCAUGCAGAAAACUGCUGGAUGAAAGAAAGGGAACAAAUGUCUUGCGGUUUCUUGAAGCAAUUAAUCAGAGAGCUGAUAUUACAGAAGGAUUGAAAAGAUUAAAAUGUCGUACGCUUAUUUUUGUUGGUGACAGUUCUCCUUUCCAUUCGGAGGCUCUAUACAUGACUUCAAAACUUGAUAGGAGAUUUAGUGCCUUGGUUGAGGUCCAGGCUUGUGGAUCAAUGGUUACAGAGGAACAGCCACAUGCAAUGCUGAUACCUAUGGAGUACUUUUUCAUGGGGUAUGGGUUGUAUAGGCCAUGCCAAUUCAGUGACAGUCCAAGGAGCCCACUUAGUCCAUCUUGCAUCUCUCCAGAACUCCUUUCUCCUGAAAGCAUGGGAUUGAAGCUAAAGCCUAUAAAGACUCGUGUUUCAUUGGAAGUUUGAUAUCAGGGAACAAAAAAAACCUUUGACUUUUGUAAUUGAAAGCAGUUUUUUCUUUUAUUAUUUUUUUGCUUCAAAUUUUUUUAUUUUUUAAAGACGGAUAGAGAAGAGGUUGGUUAGAGUUGGAGGAGGGGUUGUAGAUAUAGGAGACAAGGGAAUGGAGAGAAUAUAUAAAAACUAUAGGGAGGAGUUGCCUUGAUUCAUUUGUAGUCUGUCUUCAAUAAAGGAAUAUCAUUGAGCUGUAUCUGUAAAUUUCACUUGGACUAUGGCUCCAUUUAUUUAUGGUGAUGAUCAAUCAAUAAUCCCUUUAU